Molecule: messenger RNA, 3846 nt
Organism: Zonotrichia albicollis (white-throated sparrow)
Lineage: Eukaryota; Metazoa; Chordata; Aves; Passeriformes; Passerellidae
Source: RefSeq, a predicted model, not a curated record
ACCGGCGGCGCCCCCGGGGGCGGGCGGGAGCUGGAGAUGCACACCAUCAGCUCCAAGGUGUUCGGGGACAUCCUGGACUUCGCCUACACGUCGCGCAUCGUGGUGCGGCUGGAGAGCUUCCCGGAGCUCAUGACGGCCGCCAAGUUCCUGCUGAUGCGCUCCGUGAUCGACAUCUGCCAGGAGGUCAUCAAGCAGUCCAACGUGCAGCUCCUCGUGCCCCCCGCACGCCCUGACAUCAUGCUCUUCCGUCCGGGGGCUGCCGACCUCGGCUUCCCUCUUGACAUGACCAACGGUGCCACUUUGGCGCCCAAUGGCAAUGGCAUCGCUGGCAUGCCUGAAGACGAGGCCACGCGGGCUGCGCUCAGCGCUGCGCAGUCCUCCCUCCCUGUCCUGCAGGGCGUGGACCGCCUGCCCAUGGUGGCAGGACCUCUGUCCCCACCGCUGCUGGCCUCGCCCUUCCAGAAUGUUGCUGCUAGUGCCCCCACUUUAAGCACCAAGAGGGGCAGAGGGCGUCCCCGUAAAGCCAAUCUCUUGGACUCCAUGAUGUUCGGUAGCCCAGGGGGCCUGCGGGAGGCUGGGAUCCUGCCUUGCGGUCUCUGUGGGAAGGUGUUCACGGAUGCCAAUCGUCUUCGGCAGCACGAGGCUCAGCAUGGGGUGACGAGCUUGCAGCUGGGCUACAUAGACAUCCCACCCCCGCGGCUGGGUGAAAAUGGUGUUCCUGGUCAGGACGACCCCGACGCGCCUCGAAAAAGAAGCAGGACGAGGAAACAGGUGGCCUGUGAGAUCUGUGGCAAGAUUUUCCGGGACGUGUACCACCUGAACCGGCACAAGCUGUCACACUCUGGCGAGAAGCCUUACUCUUGUCCGGUGUGUGGCUUGAGGUUCAAGCGGAAAGACAGGAUGUCCUAUCAUGUUCGAUCGCAUGAUGGCUCUGUGGGAAAGCCCUACAUCUGCCAGAGCUGUGGAAAAGGCUUUUCCAGGCCAGACCACUUGAAUGGACACAUCAAACAGGUGCAUACCUCAGAGAGACCUCACAAGUGUCAGCAGGAAAAUGGCAGCCACCAUGGAAUAAGCUCAGAGACAUCCACAUCCAUAGAAAAGUUGAAACUUCAAGAGACCUGCAAUGCUUCCUUUGCCACGCGGGACCGGCUGCGCUCGCACCUGGCGUGCCACGAGGACAAAGUGCCGUGCCAGGUGUGUGGGAAGUACCUGAGAGCAGCAUACAUGGCAGAUCACCUGAAGAAGCAUAGUGAAGGACCAAGCAACUUCUGCACUAUCUGUAACCGAGGUAAUGAAGAAACUGUUUUUAAUUGCACUGGGAUGGGCCAGCACCCGAGGGGAGCUGUAAAGGCUGCGUGACUCUCUGCAACAGGAGGAGGUUGUACCCUCUUUGUGUCCAUACUCUGCUUUUGCUGCUGAAUCCUUAACCCUGAAACUGAUGGAACACAGAUCUGGCCUUUUCACAUGGCUCCCAAAGAAAUCUGAAACAAAUUUUAUUUGCCAAUAGCCAGAUCCCUCUACAAUAACCAUGCUUACUUGCAUUGCUGCUGUUCAACGUACAUCUUCUUAUUUUUUUUUUCUAUACCUGAUUAGACUGGAGCCCUUGCAGUCAGUUUGGAAGACUGUUUUUGUGUCUUUGAAAUACACAACAUGGAGCCCUUGCAGUCAGUUUGGAAGAAUGCUUUUGUAUCUUUGAAAUACACAUCAAGUUGAAAAUCAUACAUUGAACAUAAAUCUGCAUUGUGUUACUAAGUAUUACUUAACCUCCUGGUGCAACAGAGUCAAGCUGCUUCUCCCUCUUAAUUGCUUUGUGCUAAUGUACAUUUCUAAAACAUGCUUUGUAAAGAGCACUGGAAAUGUGGUUUACCUUUAUUUGUACAAAUCCAGCUUUUCACAGUUAGAAGGGACCCAUAAAGAUCACCAAGUCCAACUCUCUGCUCCAUGCAGCACUAUGUAAAACUAAACCAUCUGACUAAGCUUGUGAAGCUUUUCCAUCUUUUUUGGUACUCUUCAGUUGGAGAGAGUUGGAAAUUUAGGCUUUGUGAGAUGUAAGGCAAGCUGGAAAAAAUAUUUUUGACUUACUGGUGGUUUUUUUUUGAGGGAUUGAUUCACAACUUCAAAAUGCCUUUUUGGCUCACACAGGUAUCCAUAGCCAGUAGGUGUUAGAAGAGAUUGCUGCUGUGUUUUGGGAUUUGUUUUUUCUGAUGAAUCUUUUUUCCUAACAUGUUCUUUUUUCUAGUUUAAGAGAGGUGAAAUCUUUUGAGAAAAUAAAGCUCUCCUGUGUUUAAUGUGCAGACUGUACAGGGAGCUUGUGGAGUUGAUGAGUAGUGAGACAUUAAAUUGCAAGGGAGGUGUUUCCUUGUUAAACAGUCUGGAAAUCCUGAAAAUGAUGUUAUCAGUGGGAAUGGAAAAGGCAUCUGGGUUGAAAACCUUCAGGUUUUGAAGCUCCAGGUAGAUGGUGUGAAAUGCAGCUUGCCCUCCUUUGCUUCUGAAAAACAGAAGUUUAGGCUUAUCCUGAUUCUUUUUGUGGCAACAACAUGGAAGAUGUUGUGUGAGAUCCAGGUGCUGUCCUGCUCCCCUCCCGUUGAACAUAGUGCCAGACAGAAACUCAGAUGGGCUGGGAGGAAUUGUCUUGAAUUUCAACUGAACUACCACUGGAUGUCACUGCAGCUCUUUGGAAAUGGAGCCAGAGUGACAAAGACAGACCCGGCAUUCAAACAAUAAAAUGACUGAGUGGUUUAUUCACAUUUUACAAGUCUAAAUGUACAGUGGGAAUUGAAAUAAAAUAUAUACUUCUGUAGAAGGAUAGGGAACCUGUUGUACAGCAAACUUUAAGCAACUACUUUCUUCUUACAGUUUGUGUAUUUUAUGGGAAUUGUCACAAUUGUCUGCUGUGAAUUUCAGUUUGCAUCAGGAUUUAAAAAAUGUAAUUAUGAAUAAUGAAUAAUGUUAAGUUUCAUAGGAAGUGUUAAAAUUCAUAGGAAGGGUAAGCUACAGACUGGAUUUAUCAAACAGCUGUGUUGUAACUCAUUGCUUUAUGCUGUAAAUUUUGGUUAUAGAUUUAUGAUCAAUGACAGCAGAAUUUUUAAUCCCAGGUGUUCUAGAAUCAAAGUAUAAUGUUCAUUGUUUUAAAUAAUUCUUUUCUAAACUGUAGAGCCUGGCAAGAUGAAGUGUAAUGGGAAAUUUCUGGAUUACAAAUACCUGUUUGAUAGGCACUGGUGCAGUUGGAAGGCCCACACAGUAACCUGAUCACAGCUGUGCCAUGGCUCAGCUGCUUGUGCAGACACAUUUUGUUUAUUCUUCCCGUGGCUAAUGUGCUGCUGUAUUUUUUAAUUGAAACUUAGCUGGUUCUGAAUAUAGUAAUUGUCAGCCUCUGGAUAUAGUAAUUGUCAAGCAAGAAUGCUCUGCAAGCUCAAGCUGCUUGUGGAGAGAAUUUUGGAUGUUGGCCACUUUAAAAAAAAAACAAAAAGUGGGUGGAAAGGUGACAUUCCUGGUGUUAAUGACAGCCUCAGACUCCCUGAGUUUAUCCCACUGGACUGAAGGUUUGCUGUGGGCCUCAGUGAGGUGUCUGGUGUUGUUUGAAAGGUUUGAUGGCUGUAGGAGAUGGGGUGGAGCUCAGUAGCUGGCAGAAAGGAAUAGGCAAUAGUUUGCCAUGUCAGGUGGCUCAUUUGUUUAUCACACCUAUUUCUCUUACAAUGUUGUGGUGUAAUUUUAAAAAACUACCAGCUGUGAGUUGUUUUUUCCAGGUUGUGUCAUUACUUGAGGUCUUUAUGCUUGGAGUAAUCAUGGAAGCAAUUAAAUCUUGUUAAAUCAGGGAAACAGUGAAGUGGUUUGGGGGGUUUUGCA